GUGAAAAGGAGCUUCACUUAUAAAGAAACAAAAGGAUAAGAAGCAGGAAAAGAAGAAACAAGAAAACUAAGUAGAGAAAGACAAGGAGAACAGGGGAUGUUGGAGUGUCUCUUUUUUCAAAUUGUUUUCCUCUUACAUCUUAUAUUGCUGCCAAUUUAUUUUUAUCUCACAUGGAACUUUAAUUACUGGCGAAAACGAGGGCUUCAUAAUGCAUUGCCGCUGACAUUAUUCGGCUCCUUUCCGAGUAUUUUGACACGAAAUCGGAAUCUUCUUUACGAAAUCGACAGGCUUUACCGACGCUACAAGCACCGCCGACGCAUGGUCGGUAUAUUUUUCGUGCGUCAGCCGCAAAUCUUGGUGGUGGACAUGCGACUGGCGCACGAGAUACUCGACACGAAUUUCGGUGCUUACGAAUUGACAGCUGCUUGUAGCUGGAUGCGGCACCGCAGGCUGAAUAAAUUGGACAAAUUGGCAGCGUACAGCGCGCUGUGGAGCAGUGGCGAGCAUUGGAAGCUCAAUCGCAGUGUGGCAUGUGCGGCUUUGACGCCAAUACGGCUGAAGCAAACGCAUGAAUUGUGGCAGGCCAGUUGCAAGCGGUUAAUGCAGUUUUUGGAGUACAAAUGUAAGGGCGCAAAUCCAGAAGCGUUGGAUGCCAUUGAUCUUGUUAAGCGUUUUGUUGCCGACGCGCUUUGCAUCACCAUUUGGGGCGUAGACGCUGGUACAUUGACGCGUUCGAAAAAACCGAACCUCUUCCUACAAAUGACCGAACGCGCCGUACGUCAAACGUGCAGUUUACGCCGCUACCGCCGCUACUCGCUGCUCUCAGCCGUUAUGCCGGUGUUUUGGAAGCUGUGGCCAUUUCGUUUGAUCUCCAAGGCGGUGGAGAAUUAUUUCGCGCAAUUCACCAGCGACGCCCUGGAAUGCCACAGAGAGCUGCGUAACCCCAGCGGCAUGCGUGACGUGCUCAGCUAUUUGUACACGCAGCAGCAGACGGGACGUCUGAGUGAUGAAGCUUUGACGGGGCUUUGCAUGGCUAUGCUGCUCGAUGGCUUCGAGGAGAUUUGCAGCACUUUGGUCUACAGUAUUUACUAUCUCGCUAGAGAUUCGCGCGUGCAGUCCAAAUUACGCGCCGAAGUGUUGCAAACGCAGCAGCGUGAGCAUUGCACGGCAUUCGGUCUUGAGACACUCAAAUCGCUCAGUUAUCUCGACCAUUGCGUUUUCGAAACACUACGUCUGAGCCCAACAGUACAAUAUUGCCGACGCAUUUGUAGUCGCGCCAAUGUGAUUCAACUUUCUAAGCGAAAAUCAGUGCAACUGGAGGAAGGCACAGUGCUAUGCAUACCGGUGUAUUCAUAUCAUCAUGAUCCCGUUAUAUUCUGCGAGCCAAAUUCAUUUGUACCCGAACGUUUCGAUAAUACUGCGCCGAAAGAAUUGAUGGAACGACGCGUCUUUCUGCCAUUCGGCACUGGACCCAGAAGCUGUUUGGGUAAGGAUAUGUCAUUGUUGAUGGUUAAGGCAGCAAUCGCGUCAUUAGUGUCAGAGUACGCUAUAAGGAUUUGCUCGCAAACUCAACAUGGCUACAGUGAGGCUGUUGAUUCAUUUCUACUCAAUUUGAAUGGCAAGCUGAUGCUGGAGUUUAAGAAAUUAUAA
Molecule: messenger RNA, 1650 nt
Organism: Bactrocera neohumeralis
Lineage: Eukaryota; Metazoa; Arthropoda; Insecta; Diptera; Tephritidae
Product: probable cytochrome P450 309a2
Molecular function (GO): monooxygenase activity; iron ion binding; heme binding
Source: RefSeq, a predicted model, not a curated record